Manihot esculenta (cassava) is the source of this 798-nucleotide messenger RNA. RefSeq names its product BURP domain-containing protein BNM2A. Bases 1 to 798 code for a protein of 265 amino acids. The transcript has 2 exons. Lineage: Eukaryota; Viridiplantae; Streptophyta; Magnoliopsida; Malpighiales; Euphorbiaceae. The record is from RefSeq and is a predicted model, not a curated record.
AUGCGUAAUGAUCUCUCUGCUACAUUUGGCCAUUAUUCUAAUGGGGUUAGAGAUGUGCCUAAGCAAGAGCACUUCCAUGGAAAUACAAAUGAAGCAAUGAAGAAUACUUCAGUCAAAUUAUAUUACAAAAUCUUGGAUGAACUUUUCAAAAGGCCAGCAUUACUUGUUGCUACAGCAUCAAAGUUUGGCAAGGAGUUCGAUAAUUUCGUGCUUGAUUUCGUGCAGGCUUCAUACAUAGGCUUGUUUACUCCAGACGAUGUAUAUUUUGGAAAGAUCAUGCCUAUUUACUUUCCACAAGCCAAAAUCUCUGUUGAUCAUCAACAGGAGAAAUGUGAAAUCGCUCCUGCUGAAGUUGAGACCAAAAUCUGUGCUAGAGAUAUGGAAUCAAUGCUUGAUUAUGUUCAUCGAGUCUUCGGUUCAGACAGCGAGUUCAAGGCUGUCGAAACGAAGCACUCCAUGAUAUCGGCUCCAUUAUUACAAGACUAUAUUGUGUUGGAAGAUCCUCAGGAGAUUAAGGGUCCUGGAAUUGUGAUUUGUCAUCCCAUGUAUGAAGAUUUCUUCUGUCAUUAUGAUGCUGAUGCUACAAAGGUUCUGAAAGUCUCACUCGGAGGUAAUAAUGGAGAUAAAGUUGAAGCUAUUGGCAUUUGCCAUAUGGAUACUUCAGGGUUGAGCCAUGAUCAUAUUGCGUUUCGCUUGCUACCGAUCAAGCUUGGUUCUCCGCUCUGCCAUUUCUUAGCUGCAGGUCAUCUUGUUUGGGUUCAGUCAGCUGCUGUUUCCCAAGGCCUCUUAAUUAAUUAA